Amaranthus tricolor (Joseph's coat) is the source of this 1593-nucleotide messenger RNA. RefSeq names its product protein ABIL2-like. Bases 430 to 1437 code for a protein of 335 amino acids. Lineage: Eukaryota; Viridiplantae; Streptophyta; Magnoliopsida; Caryophyllales; Amaranthaceae. The transcript is spliced from 10 exons. The record is from RefSeq and is a predicted model, not a curated record.
AGUUUCCAUAUGCAAAAGUAAACGCCAUUUUAAUGGGGUAGUACAAAACCCCAAACGCUCCUCCGUAUUCCAUGUUAGACACUAUCAUAGUACCAUUUCCUACUCUUCUAUACCGACGUGCUUCCCUCUCUUAGUCUCUCUCUCUCUCUUCAUCAACCUUCCAUUGUCACUUCAAAUUCUUGGGUUUUUUUCCAUUUUUCUACACCAACCCAAACAAAGUUUCCACCUUUCUUUUCAUCAGUCUUUAUCAUUCAACACCCAAUUUUUGAUUUUUCUCCUUUUGCUAAUUCCUGUGAUUUGGGAGUUUUCCAUCUAAUACCCAAGUCAUUUUCACCAAUUUUGGUGCCAUUAAGGAGGAAACUUUGGGUGUUCUGGUGAGGCAAUUCCAAAAUCGAGCAUUAAACUUUAUAGAGUUGAUUGUUCUCCUCCAUGGAGACUCUGACUUCUGCCGCGGCUUUGCCUAUACAUCAUGAGACAUCCAACUAUGACGAGAUAUCUAUGCACGAGAGUUUGCUCUUUGCAGACAACCUUAAGGAUUUGAAGAAUUUGCGAACUCAAUUAUAUUCAGCCGCAGAGUAUUUUGAAUUGUCUUACACCAAUGACGACCAAAAGCAAUUUGUUAUUGAAACAUUAAGGGAUUAUGCUAUUAAAGCUUUGGUGAACACGGUAGACCAUUUAGGUUCAGUGACUUACCAGGUUAACGAUAUGUUGGAUGAAAAUGUUGAAGAAGUCACAGAGACUGAAUUUCAUGUAUCAUGUAUCGAGCAGAGAUUACGCACAUGCCAAGAGUAUAUGGAACGGGAGGGCAUAACCCAGCAAUCAUCAAUCAUAGAUACACCGAAAUUUCAUAAACGAUAUGUCAUACCAGCUGGUCAGACCAUGAACAGCAGCAGUCUUGCAAAUUUAAAGUACAAAAACUGCAGCAUAGACGAGGAUGACUGGCUUCGGAAUGCUGCUAGAGCCACAUUUAGGGACACUCGAUCUUCAUUUAGAAAGACACCACCCUCAAUUAGUGAAAAACCCUCCACAAUUAGAGAGACGUCUUCCUUUGCCAGAAGAGGACGCUCUACUUCACCGGCCCCACGACCUCCCCAGUCACCAUCGUUAUUCACCAUUGCUAGCUCCACCUCCCGAAAAGAACAAGAGAGAAGAUCAGUUUCACCCCAUCGGUUUCCUCUUAUGCGUUCGGGAUCACUUGCUUCAAGACCCACCGCACCAAAAUCCAGUAGGCCAACUACUCCAAAUCCGGCCCUUGAAAGGCACCGGUAUCCUUCAGAUCCUUGGAAGUCAGUCUCUAUGCGAAUCCCUGACGAGAAGGAGAAGCUCAAGGAAAUCGAACGUCAUCCCAGCAAAAGCAAGCGUCUGCUCAAGGCGUUGCUCAGCAGGCGGAAGACAAAGAAAGAUGAAACAUUAUAUACUUAUUUGGAUGAAUACUAAGAAAAUUACACUGGAAAGUAAUUGUAAUUGGUUUUUAAAUAAUAGUAUUAGAUAUGUUCGAGCCAUUGUGCAGCUUCAGCAACUAUGUAUCAUAUAUCAAAGCAUAUGUACUUUUCGGAUGGUUCUUUUAUUAAUUUAUUUUUUAUCUUAUUUUCU